AAUCGGAAGUGCCGCUUUUCUGCGAGCGGAGAGCGUUCCCUGAGGGAAGGCGAAGAAGCGGCCGAAGCGGAGACUCAUGGCCGGAGGAGCGAGGCCGAGUUCCCCGGGAGGAGGAGGCGGAGGACGGGAAGGAGAAUGAGUACCUGCUGCUGGUGCACCCCGGGGGGCACAGAGGCCGUCCAGCUCCUACGCCGCUACGCCUCGGCCUCCUCGGAGUUUGCGGCCGCCAACGAUGACCUCUGCUAUUGCCUGGAGUGUGUAGACGAGUACCACAAGGCCCGGGAGGCCCUCCCUGCCUUGCAUGAGGCCCUGUGGGAGCUGGAGACGGGCCGCCUGGUGGCCCACUUUGAGGCCUCGCUGAAGGACGAGGAGGGCGAUGACGACGACCUCUUCCUGGUGGAGGAGGACCGGGAGACCCCCUUGUGCGGAUACUCCGGGGCCGGAUUCGAGAAGCACCUCCGGGUUCCGCUGCUGGAGAUACUCAAGUAUCCCUACCUGCUCCUCCAUGAGCGUGUCAGCGAGCUGUGCGUGGAGGCCCUUUGCAAGAUGGAGCAGAUCCACUUCUCCUACCAGGUGGUGGGCAAGCACCCCGGGAUCUACCUGCUCAUGGUGCACCCCAACGAAGUGGUGCGUCGCUGGGCCAUCCUGACGGCCCGGAGCCUGGGCAAGGUGGACCGGGACGACUACUACGACAUCCAGGAGGUGCUGACCUGCCUCUUCAAGGUCAUUGAGCUGGGCCUCUUCGAGGAGCCAGGCCUCUUCCACUCGGCCGUCCUCGAGAAGGGCCGGCUCCUCCUCCUGCCCCCACACCUCUACGACACCGACAACUACAAGAACUACUGGCUGGGCAUCUGCAUGUUGCUGACGGUCCUGGAAGAGCAGGCGAUGGACUCCUUGCUUUUGGGGCCCGACAAGCAGAACGACUUCAUGCAGAGCAUCAUGAACGUCAUGGAGAAGGAGACCGACGGCGACGGCAACAACGACCCUUUCUGGCCCGUGCUCCACUGCUUCAUGGUGAUCUUGGACAAGCUGGGCUCCAAAGUCUGGGGGCAGCUCAUUGACCCCAUCCAGGCCUUCCAGACCAUCAUCAACAACGCCAGUUACAAGAAGGAGAUUGAGAGCAUCCGCCAGAGCUGCCGAACCAGGACUAAAUCGGAGCCGCCAUCGGACUAUGGAGACGAAUUGGUGACCUGCAGCCAGAUUGUGUACAAUUUCCACCCAGAAAGGCCCAGCAAAGAGGUGGGCCGCCGGACAGCCACAUGUCCUGACUACUGCCCCAACCUGUACGAAGACAUGCAGACGCUGACGGACAUGUUCCAGUACGAUGUUGGGCGGGACAUGCGCCUGCACAACAGCACCUUCCUGUGGUUCGUGCCCUUCGCCCACUCCCUGACGGACCUGAAGGACCUGGGCAUGGCCUACAGCGUGCAGGUCAUACACCAUCUUUGCUCGGAGGUCCGAGGUGUCUUAGGCGGAGAGGCAGCCACGUGCGACAAGGUCUCUGAGUUCUUCAUCUGGAUCCUGGUGUCGGUGGUGGAGCUCAACCUCAAGCGCAGCUGCCUGCACUUCCUGUGGGUCAGCUCCGAGAACUGGGUGGAGGCGGUGGUCAAGUGCGCCCGGCUGCCCAGGGCCGCGUUUUCCUCCCAUGGGAUAGACCGGGUGCCCUCUUGGGAGCCCGCCUCGGUGCAGCUGGCCUGCAUGAGCCUCAUCCGGAACAUCCUGAAGGAGGGCUUCCAGGUCGGGCAGGGCAACGCCCGCUUCCUGGACGAGCUCAACCUGCUGCGGCGCAACCGGGAGGAGUGGAAGCUGGGCCCCGCGCAGGCCAAGGAGCUGCAGGAGUGCCUCAAGCACAUCGUCCGGAGCCUCUGGCGGAGGUCCUCGAUGCGCCCCGCUCUCGCCCAGGAGCUCCUGCCGUCCCCGAAGGGCCGGGAAGACACCCUUCCUCCCGUCAACAUUAAGCAGGAACCCAGCGAGGGUUUGGCCCAAGGCGGCUCAAGCCCUGAGCGAACGGGGGGCCAGAGAAACACAAACCAGGGUGCGGUGGAUUCAGGGCCCAAAGGCUCUCGCCAAUUUGAAGAAAAAAGACCUGCACCCCCCACUGAGAAGAGUGGCAGCAAUGCCUCGGAGGGGAAGUCGGGCCCGGCGAGCAAAUCCAAGACGUCAGACCUGACGUUGAAAUUGAAGCGGUUGGUUGAUAACAAGAAUAGAAGGGACAGCGGUUUGGAGCGCGAGAAAGAUGGCUGCAAAAGUCCUCAAAUGACAAAGGAUGGCGUUAUCGGAAGUGGCCAGUCCGGCUCUGCCGCAGGCAUCAAACAAGAGCCGGAGGAGCGUCCGGUGGAGUUUCGAAGUGGCUCCGGAACGGAAGGGAGUUCCGAGGAGAGCAGCAGCGAGGACGAGACGGCCCACAUCCCCCUCUCGCAGCUCAGGGAGGAACUCAUGAGGAAGAGGGCGGAUCCGGCAACCGCCCGGUUGGACCGCGACCUCCGCCGGCUGACCCUGGCUGCCAAAGCCAAAGCCAACACCUCCUCUGCCGACUCCAGCCAGGAGGACAGCCCGUGCGGUCACGGUUGCGUCGAGAGGAAGAUCCGGGGCGCUACGAGGACCUGGCCCGGGAGCAGCAACGCGAAAAUGUCCCCGGCGAGCAUCAUCGUCAUUUCAGACACGUCUUCGGACGAAGAGGAAAACAAAGCCAAUGCAGCGGAGAGCGCGAGCCGGAAGGGAGAGCACCCGGCGACGUCGCCGGAUCCCCCCUCGCCCUGUGACAACACUGAAUCUCAGUGCUUUGAGUUCGAAACCGAGGACGAUAUUUACUCCGCUUGGCAAGACAGCCAGGCCUGUGACGAGGCAGCGGGGCCGCCGGUGAAGGGUUGUUGCUCGCCGGAGAUGUCCGAUACGGAGAAAGCCAGGCAGCUCAACGAGUGGGGCUACGACACAGACUACCUUGGGGAUGACAUCCUGGAAAAAGCAGCGGGUGAUACCGAGCGGCAGGAGAAGGCCAGGGAAGAAAGCACGGCUAACGAUAGGGAACGUUCCGGACAUAAGGAUCCAGGAACAUCGACAUCGUCAACAUUUAGAAAAUCUGUAGUUAGAACUGAGAACAGGAGGAGCCCUGGGCAAAGAGGCAUCCGCAGCGGCAAACCACCCCGCCUGAUGCCGGCCGUCGUCCCCCCGAAGAAGGUCCACACGUUUCCCAGCCCGACGCUGCUGACGGAGAAGCUGGGCCUGAGCAAACGGGUGCGCAGGGCGGCAGAGCUGUCGCAGCGCACGCAAGACAGCAUCACGAAGCUGCGCCAGUACGGGAAGGCGGCCGGGGAGCUCCCUGCUCAGCGCAAGGCGAAGCUGAUCCGGCCCCAGUUCCUGGCCGACCGGAACAAGAAGAUGCUCACCUGCCAGGACCGCUACCUGCUCAGCCACCGGAAGCAGAAGGAGCGGGAGGCAGCAGCCAGGAAGCCGUGCGCAGCAUCAACCACCCGGAAUGCCAAGGUCAGGGGCGCUCCCGGGGAGGGGAACCCGUCCAGGAAACCUCCACGGCACCGUUCGAUAGAGGCAAACGCCGCCCCAUUAUCCUCUCUGGCCCUGAAGGAUGUCCGGGAAACCGCUCCGAGUGAUGCGUGUUCUCCUGUAUCUGGAAGCAGUAAAACGGAUGUUGCGGUCACUCCUUCCGGCGAGGACCCGGCUUCGAAAGAAGCGAGCGGAGAGGACGAGGACUUGUUUCUGACCCAGAGAGACCCGGUGCCCAUGGAGCUGUGUUCGCAAACGGAGACCCCUCCGAUCCUUUCUUUGCAGACCGAAAAGGGCCACCCGGAGCCUCCGGAGCACGUCUUCACCAAACCCCUCCUGCCGGCCAAGCCCUCCACCACCAAGAUCUUCAGCUCCGCUUCCUCUUCGCGGACGGCGCACCUCUCCAAGGCGCUCCAGAGCGCCGCCAAGCCCCCCACGGUCCCCCGGAGCAAAGCGGCGGCCGUCCUUCGCACCUCGGAGGCCCCAAAGCCCAAGGUCCCGAGGAGCGUCCUUCAGCCCCAGAACCAGAACGGCCUCCUUCCGCAGUACAGCGGGCGGACGAUGCCACCCGUCGCCGCCGUGGCCCCUCGGCCAGACCCUCGGCAGAAGAACGGCAACGGCGGCGGCAGCAUCCAGUACCGGGACCACAGCCUUUUAGUCAAAGAGGUCCUGAAGUGGAGCUACGACAUGUUCGCCAACAUCAAUCAGCUGGGGCCGCCGGACCACCUCCUCCGCUCGGUGGUGGCCCCUGUCCCGCUCCGCUUCCGGGAUUACAACGAGUACUUCGACACCUUCUUCCCUCUGAUGAUGCUGAACGCCUUUGAAGAGGCGGCCCAGGAGUGGCAGGAGAACCAGAAGGCCAAGGAGCAGAAGCCGUUCUGCCUGAGUUUGCUGAACUUCAAUGCGGACAUGAAGAAAGCGGAUUUCAUAGUGCACAUUCCCCAGAGCGACCUGGUCCGUCAGCUGCACCCGAAGGAGGACGACCUGGUCUUCCUGGAGGUCUCGGAGAAGCCUUCCUUUGGCGAGGAGGAGGAGCCGGAGGAGCCGGGCGCCAACCCCGUGCGCUUCGUGGGCCUCGUGACCCGCUUCUCGCAGCCCCCGCCGGCCCCCAACCCCGGAGGACGGAGCGAGCGGGCGGCGGUGUGCCACCUCUCGGUCCAGACGCAGGCCGACCUCUCUCGCGCGGACAAGCGGCUGCGGUGCCUGGUGGGCAGCUCCCUGGUGACCACGCAGCGGCGCUUCCGGGCCCUGCUCCUCCUCAACCGCAGCCCCCUGGCCAAGGCCCUGCUCAGCCCCAGCCCGGAUGACUUCCGCCCGCGGGCCUGCCUCAGCCCCGAACCGGCCGCCUCUUCCGGGAGGGAGUUCAACGAGGAGCAGCGCCAGGCCAUCGAGGUGGCCUUCUCCAUGGUGACGCAGCACCCCACGCUGCCCAAGGUCUGCCUGGUCCACGGCCCACCCGGGACGGGCAAGUCCAAGGCCAUCGUCGGCCUCCUCCACUGCAUCCUCAGCCAGAGGCCUGGGAAGGAGAACCCGCCGCAGAGCCUGAACGCCAAGAUCAAGCGGAACCGGGUCCUGAUCUGCGCCCCGUCCAACGCCGCCGUGGAUGACCUGAUGAAGAAGAUCAUCCUGGAGUUCAAGGAGAAGUGCCAGGACAAGAACAACCCCAAGGGAAACUGUGGGGACAUCAACUUGGUGCGUCUGGGGCAGCAGAAGUCGAUAAGCAAAGAUGUCCGCCGGUUCAGCCUGAAUGACCAGAUUGACCACAGAAUCAGCAAGGCCACGCUGGGCAAAGACCAAGACCUCCAGAAGCGGAAGGAAGACCUGGACCGGCGGCUGGACCUGCUCUCGCGCGAACGGGCCAUUUACCGCAGUGAGAAGAGAGAGAAGAUGCAACCGCUGGAUGACGAGAUCUGCCGCCUGUCCCAGGAGAGGCAGCGCCUGGCUUCCCAGCUGAAGGAGGUGCGUGGUCGCUCUCAGGAGCUGAAGGCCAGCGUGAUCCUGGAGUCGCACGUGGUGUGCUGCACGCUCAGCACCAGUGGAGGGGGGCUGCUGGAGUCGGCCUUCCGGAGGCUGGGCGGGGACCCCGUCAGCUGCGUCAUCGUGGAUGAGGCAGGGCAGACCUGUGAGGUGGAGACCCUCAUCCCGCUGAUCCACGGCUGCAAAAAGCUGGUCCUGGUGGGAGACCCCAAGCAGCUCCCUCCCACCGUCAAGUCCAUGAAGGCGCAGGACUUCCACUUUGACCAGGCGCUGAUGAGCCGCCUGUGCCGCCUGCUGGAGGGUCCCGAGGAGGGGGCGGGGGUGCCGGCGGAGCCCCUGGGACCCCGGAGGAGCCCCGUCCUGCGCCUGAGCACCCAGUACCGCAUGCACCCCGAGAUCUGCCUCUUCCCCGCCAAGUACAUCUACGGAGGGGCCCUCUUCACAGACAGACAAACGGCCGAGAACCGCUUCUCCCUGGAGUGGCCCUUCCAGCCCUACCUGCUCUUUGACGUUCUGGACGGGAAGGAAGAGCGAGACAGCGACUCCUACUCGAAUCCGGCGGAGGUGCGGCUGGUGAUUGAGCUCAUGAAGCUGAUCAAGGAGAAGCGCUGGGACCUGGGCUUCCGACACGUGGGCAUCAUCACCCCCUACAACGCACAGAAGCGCAGGAUACGCAAACAGCUGGACGCAGAGUUCGGAGAAAAUAGUGCCAGCGAAGUGGACACGGUGGACGGGUUCCAGGGCCGCGAGAAGGACUGCGUCAUCGUGACCUGCGUCCGGGCCAACAGCACCCAGGGCUCCAUCGGUUUCCUGCGGAGCCUCCAGCGCCUGAACGUGACCAUCACUCGGGCCAAGUUCAGCCUCUUCAUCCUGGGGAAGCUCAAGACCCUCAUGGAGAACAAGGACUGGAACGAGUUGAUCCAAGACGCCCAGAAGCGGGGCAACAUUGUCCAGACGUCCAGCGGGAGCUACAAGAGCAGCGCCUUGAAGAUCCUCAAGUCCCGGCCGCUGCCCCCGACAACGACGACGACGAAGGGGCCCAAGAAGGCGGCACCGAGGGCGCCGGCGGAAGCGAAGCCCCCUGCGCAAGGGGAGCCGGCCACGGCGGAACGGAGACCCCCUGCGCCCGGGGAGCCGUCCUCGUCCUCGUCCUGUAAGAAGCCGCCUCUUCCUCUUCCUCUCCCGGAAGCGAGUCGGCCCAAGGACCCGCGCCUGGCCAGGAGGGCCGUGUCGGGGGGCGUAGACCCCCGCCCUGUGCCCCACGGCGCACACCCCUCCCCCUCGAACCCCGAAGCGGUCGCCAAGGCCUUCCUGGCCCACCUGCACGAGUGGACUUUGGCCCGAGGAGAGCCCCCUCCGCCCCUGCCCCCCGAAGCCCCCCCCCAGGCCAAGGAGAUCCCCUCCAACGGCCGCCGGGCCUCCGGGGAGCGGCUGGAUGGCCCGGUCGACAGCAAGCGUAGGCGCACCACCUGCUAGACCCGGAAGCUCGGGGCUACGCGUCUUCCUCCUCCUCCUCCUCCGUCUUCCUUUGGGGACUUGUUUUAUACAGCCUAGGCUCGUUUGGAGUUAUUAUGUAUAUUUGUAUAGCAGAAAUUUUAUUUUUUAAAGAGCUGACGUGGGCCGCUUCCUCCUCUUCAUACCUCAUUAUUAUCCCCUGCGGUCAGACUCACACGCCGUUGUCGCCUUGGCUGCGGGUGUGGUAGGUCCUCCACCCGGCCAUUGGCUUCUUUGCUGCCUUUUGGGGUGCCUUCGCCGGCCUCCGUUUCCCAGCUGCCUGUUGGGCCCAUAACCUACUUGGGCUUUGCGGUUUCUCCCGUUGCAGCCAUCUUCACCUCGUUCUCCACCUCGUUGGAGGCGUUGCUUGUUCAUGCGCCCGUUUGUUGGCUCCUGUUUUGAUACUGGAGCGAUCCCGGUUUAUAUAUAUAUAUACACACACAAAUAGGUCAGUAUUUCUUUCAAUAAAAUACAAAAACUCAAGGCCA
Molecule: messenger RNA, 7460 nt
Organism: Anolis carolinensis (green anole)
Lineage: Eukaryota; Metazoa; Chordata; Lepidosauria; Squamata; Anolidae
Gene: setx
Product: senataxin
Exons: 25
Coding region: 136-6954 (2272 amino acids)
Biological process (GO): termination of RNA polymerase II transcription
Cellular component (GO): nuclear body
Molecular function (GO): helicase activity; transcription termination site sequence-specific DNA binding
Source: RefSeq, a predicted model, not a curated record